CACCAUCACACAAUCACAGAACUGCGGAAUCAUGGCACGAAGACGAACGAAGAAGCGCACGCAUGUAGGCGCCAGCAAUGGACCUACAGGAAAGGCAGUUCCUACCAGCAAAGCUUCAAACUCGCCCAAGAGCAUGGUGAUCCGAAUUGGAGCUGGAGAAGUCGGACCCAGUGUGAGCCAGCUUGUGAAAGAUGUGCGAUCGAUGAUGGAGCCUGACACUGCUUCGAGAUUGAAAGAGAGAAGAGCGAAUAGAUUGAGGGAUUAUGUUACUAUGGCAGGACCACUGGGUGUGAGCCAUCUCAUGCUAUUCUCGAGAUCAGAUUCAGGGAAUACAAACAUGAGACUUGCGAUUACCCCUCGAGGACCGACAUUACAUUUCAAUGUGGAGAGCUAUUCUUUGUGCAAGGAUAUUCGGAAAGCAUUGAAGCAUCCAAAGGGUGGUGGAAAAGAAUACCUGAGUCCUCCAUUGCUUGUCAUGAACAAUUUCACCUCUCCAGCCUCCGAAGCAGAAUCCAACCAAAACAUACCCAAACACCUCGAAUCCCUCGUCACAACCAUUUUCCAAUCUCUAUUUCCUCCAAUAUCCCCUCAAACCACACCACUAUCCUCAAUCCGCAGAGUUAUGCUUCUCAAUCGCGAGCCAACCAAGGAGAACGACGGAACAUAUACCCUGAACCUCAGACAUUACGCCAUCACAACAAAAGCCACCGGCCUCUCGAAACCCUUACGCAGACUAAACGCUGCGGAAAAGAUACUGAAUUCUCAGAAGUCAGGGAAGAGCAGGAAGGGCGGCGUUCCAAAUCUGGGCAAGAUGGAAGAUAUUGCUGAUUAUAUGAUCGGUGGUGAUGGGGAAGGUUACAUGACAGACGCUACGAGUGGCAGUGAGGUAGAUACAGAUGCUGAAGUGGAAGUUGUAGAGUCCCGAGCGAAGAAAAUCUUGUCGAAGCGUCAGAAAGACCGGACUAGGGAGGCCAAGAGCAAAAGUGGCAGAAGUGGUGUUGAGAAGCGAGCUGUGAAGUUAGUGGAGCUUGGACCUAGGAUGAAGCUGCGUAUGACCAAGGUCGAAGAAGGCGUGUGUAAUGGAAAGAUCAUGUGGCAUGAGUAUAUUCACAAGACGAAGGAGGAAGUUAAGGAGUUGGACAAGAAGUGGGAACAGAGAAGGCAAGAGAAAGAAGCUAGGAAGAAAAUUCAGAAAGAGAAUGUCGAGAAAAAGAAGAAAGCCAAAGGAGUUGGUGCAAAAGCUGAUGCCGAGGAUGAGGACGAUGAGAUGGACGUGGAUGAGUGGGAUAGCGAAGGCUUGGAAGGUGAUGGGGAGAUGGAGUUGAACGAGGAGAUGGAGGAUCGUGGAGAGUGGGAAGAUGAGGAGGAAGAGAUAGCUGCUGGUUGAUAGUCUUAUAGCUUCCGAAUAGAAUUUUCACAUGCAAUC
Mollisia scopiformis is the source of this 1426-nucleotide messenger RNA. Its product is annotated as Brix-domain-containing protein. The record is from RefSeq and is a predicted model, not a curated record. The transcript has 2 exons. Gene Ontology annotation, biological process: ribosomal large subunit assembly; rRNA processing. Bases 32 to 1387 code for a protein of 451 amino acids. NCBI's taxonomy places the organism in Eukaryota, Fungi, Ascomycota, Leotiomycetes, Helotiales, Mollisiaceae. Gene Ontology annotation, cellular component: preribosome, large subunit precursor. Gene Ontology annotation, molecular function: rRNA binding.